Doryrhamphus excisus (bluestripe pipefish) is the source of this 1712-nucleotide messenger RNA. Lineage: Eukaryota; Metazoa; Chordata; Actinopteri; Syngnathiformes; Syngnathidae. The record is from RefSeq and is a predicted model, not a curated record.
CUAAGUGGUUUUAAAAGUUAAACAGCGCCCAUUUUGAUAGACGAAACGUACCGAAUUCGAGACACGAGUUAUAAAUCAGUUCCACUCAAGAUAAUCGCCCCUGCGUAGCUUCCGGUGUGGGCCGGAAGCGCCCUUGGUUGUUUACAUUCUUUCGGCUAGCAGCGUUAGCUUGAGCAGCUCGUUCCCAACGAUGGCCGCCACCGACCAAAACGCCUAAAAGCCGCAUUACCUCGCCGAUGUGAGGCCGCUGGACCAUGGCCGAAGCUCGUCGCCGCGCGUCCCCGCUCGUCCUGCUGCUGUUGCCGGCGGGGCUUCUGAUGGCCGCAGCCGCGGCGGAGCAGGUCGCGGUGGUGGAAGUGUACCCGGCGGAGCAGCGUCUAAGCGGAGCUCUGCUUCGCGGAGAGGUGGUGGCCGCCAGCGCCGAGGGCCGGGACGAGGAACCGGAGCACCUGGAGGGCGAACUGGUCCUGAUUCAGGGGGAGGAGCCUGGGGUGAGCACAGGUGCGGAUGGUGACGUCAGCAAGGAGGCGGAACUUUGGAUCGGCGUGCUGCCGGUGGAUGACAGUCACGUGUCCACAGGGAGGCAGGAGUCCUUCGCUGAGGCGGUGGUCAGCAGAAUGAAGCGAGCGUUGGUCCUCGGAGCGUCUGCUCUCAUCAUCUUGGCCCUCAACCAAAAGACGGUCAGAGAGGUAACCAAAAUGGAUCUGUCUCAGGUUUUGUCCAAGCCCGUCAUUGUGAUCCAGACGUCUGAAAAUGUCACCAGGCUCAUUGGAGCUCUGCUCAGGGGUCUGCAGGCCACCGCCAAGAUCACGUUCACCACCGUCCUGCACGACAACUUGGUGAGUGUUGCCGUUAGCGACACUCAGAGUGGUCAUGUGACCGGCCGUGUGUACGUGUGCCGGGGACAGGGCGCCACGCUCACGCUGUGGUCCAGCUGCGGCCGCUCCAGAGGGGGUCGCUACGGCGAGUGGCAGGGCGUCAUCUGCACGGGGGAGACCAACUCCCAGGUGCAGAAGUAUCUUCAGCAGCUUUGGGACACCGUCCUGCUGGUGGCGCUCAUCCUCAGCACGGGGGUCAUCGUUCAGGCCCGAUGGCAGUACCAGGACCGGCAGCUCAACGACAACUCGGAGGAAGUCCUGAAGACAAUGCUGUCUCUGAAGACCAAAACGUACCGUCGCCCCAAACGCUGGUGCGAGACGGACACCUGCGCCGUGUGUUUGGAGGCGUUCAACAACAACCAGUGUCUCCGCGUGUUGCCGUGCCGACACGAGUACCACCGGGACUGCGUGGACCCGUGGCUGCUGCUGCGUCACACCUGCCCGCUGUGCAAGCGCAGCAUCCUCGCCGAGCUGGUCAUGUGACCACCGCGCCAGAUGCUUCGCACUCGUCUUCCGUCCAGAGGGACAGCAAACGGUUUUUGUUUGAAGACAUCCGUGCCACGCCGCGGCGAAGGAUUGUGGGAGCAACCAUGACAACCUCAGCGGGGAGUUCCGGUCCAAAUGAUGUCAACAUGGGUGUUAUUUUUUUUUAAGUAUUUAUUGGAAACGUUGGCGCGUGGCGUCGGUACGAAAGACACGCUUGGUGCUCACUGAGCAGACUGUUUGACGUCACGUGCACGCUCCCGUGCACAUGCAAUAAGCUCGCCAGCGGUCGCGGCGAUGUCGCCGCCGAGCUGAUUUGUUUCACACGUAAUAAACGUCUUUUAAAGCGUG